This is a messenger RNA of Gryllus bimaculatus (two-spotted cricket), 1662 nucleotides long. The record is from the annotation of a GenBank genome assembly. NCBI's taxonomy places the organism in Eukaryota, Metazoa, Arthropoda, Insecta, Orthoptera, Gryllidae.
AGAACAGAUGACUAUACGAUUUGUAUCUGUUAUUUGCGCAUUGUUGAGGUGAUAGAUAUUAUCACUAGUUCGUCAGUGUAGUUAACUAAGUGAUUAUAUUAACUGUGUUGUGUAUUAACGUUUGGCUGAACAGUACAAUCGAAACUAGAUUUGUUUUAAUUGUGCACGUGAAAAGUGUUUAAACAAUGGCUACUGUGUAUAUGUCAGAGUUUGCUGAUGACGAAACUCCCGCAUCUUUCGAUUACGGAGAUUCUGAGAUCAUGAGUGAGGAAAGUCAUCCCAGAACUCUGUACGUAGGCAACUUGGAUGCUUCUGUCUCAGAAGAUCUUGUGUGUGCCUUAUUUUCCCAGAUUGGACCUGUCAAAGGCUGUAAAAUUAUUCGCGAGGGAUUGUUGCUGAUCAUUGAAGGAGAUAGGCUCCUUGUACUGUUGUGCUCAUUCUUGACUUGUGAAUCUUGAUGAUCAUAACGGAACGUGCUUUGAGUAGAGAGCCGUAAGGUUUGUGGUUCAUGGGUUAAUAGACACUGUUUCAUAUUGAAGAUUGUGAAAUGAAGAAUGUUUCCAAACAAAAGAGAUCUUUACAUUAGAUAUGUAUGAAGAAAGAAGUUUAUAUUCUACAAUGAGAAAAACAAAACAUAAAGUUCUAAAAUAGAAGAAAAAAAUGUUACCAUAGAGAAUGUGUAAUUUUAUUAACAUGCAAUAUCUGGGAACAUUCCAAUGAGAUGGGUUUCCUCUAUCAUCAAGAACUGUUCUCUAAAACGAGAGAUAGUGGUGCAUGUUUGAGAAUUGAAAUAAUUAUUUUCUAAUUUUGAGUUUAUUAAAAAUAUUGAUAAUUAAAUACCUUAAACAAUGUUUAAUGUGGACUAAAAAAAACACUGUUCAUUGCUUCAAAAUUUAAAUUUUGAAUGAAUUUAAAAAAAAGUGAAGUUUAAAAUGAAUUUAAAAAAAUAAUAUUAAUGUUAGUUAAUUUAAAGUUAUAGAAAUGUUACUAGUAUUACACCUAAAGUAUUGAUGCACUUAAAGGUACAUAAACAUUUUUGUGGUAGGUUCUGAAUGAAUGUGAUAAAACUGUGUGACAGGUAGAAUUGAAUAUUUGUGAGUUGGUUUGUAAUGUUAAUGGAGUAGCUAUGAAUGGAGUGAAGAGAAUGCAGAUAAUUGCUGAAAUACAUUUUCCCCCUUAUUUUUAGUUCAUAAACUAAAUAAUGUUUUUGUUGUUUUCAUGCUAAAGUAGAUGCUAGUGGUAGCAAGUUCAAUUUUUUAAAAUUUAUUUUAAAUUUAUUAUGUUCAUCUGAGAUUUUAUUAUUUUCACAUUAUGUGUAGUCAACAAACAUGACAACAUCUUGUGUAAGAAUUUAAUCAAUGUUCUCUCAAAGUAAACUGCAUUUGAGUUGAUGCUGGAAGGAAAACAUUUAUUAAAUGUCAAAUUCCAGGAAACUUCUUGUAUUUAGAGUAAAUAUUUUGGAGAGUUCAUUAAUUGAAUUGCUACCAGGGACUUCAUGACUUGUUGACUUUUUUUAAUUUUUGCUCAUAGUACAUAUUGAUAGCAUAGGAACCAACAUUUGGUUUGUUGGUGACAUAGCUUCUAGGCAUUCUACAGUCUAGAAUUUACAUGAUACUAUUGUGGUUCUGUGCUGGAUUUUAAUAAUAAAGAGAUACAUGGACA